AUGUCGGAUCUGCCCAUUCCUGAUUGGCUGGAUGUCUCGCCAGCCUUGUUCCUGUCCACACCUGAAAACAUGACGGACACGUUAGAUCCUCGCUCUCUUCUUCCUGAUGAUCAGUUUGUCGACAAUACUCAUUUAUACAAUAGUUGCAGCAAUGGCACCCCGUGCAACAACUCUAUCGCCCCGUUCUCUGGUCCCCUGCUCUAUGAAGAUCCUUCUCUCCCAUUUGAAAUUGACAGGCAUCCCCCGGGCCAACCCCCGAGACAACCAACCAAUCAAGUACCGUCAUUCCCCGCGACCAGAAGCCUUGGUCUCCAGACCGUAUACCAGGGGUGUGGCUUUCUUGGUGAGAACGUGCAGUCGGAGUCGGCGCCUGGGACCGUUAGUCCCAUCGAUACUUAUCAUCCUAUGAAGCCCGCCAUUGACCGAUCCCUGGCCAGCGGUCACACAAAGGCCACGGUGACAUCCAAUGGACCUGCCCGUCCUGCCCAGAAGACGAGAAAAAAGGCAUGUAUUCAUUCGCUCUCAACUCUCCAAUGGCAAUCGAUUGAAGCUUGGACUGAUGUUUAA
This is a messenger RNA of Aspergillus viridinutans, 567 nucleotides long. RefSeq lists its product as uncharacterized. The transcript has a single exon. Bases 1 to 567 code for a protein of 188 amino acids. The record is from RefSeq and is a predicted model, not a curated record. NCBI's taxonomy places the organism in Eukaryota, Fungi, Ascomycota, Eurotiomycetes, Eurotiales, Aspergillaceae.